This is a messenger RNA of Zootermopsis nevadensis, 3553 nucleotides long. It is a transcript of the gene Pu, whose product is annotated as GTP cyclohydrolase punch. Gene Ontology annotation, cellular component: cytoplasm. Lineage: Eukaryota; Metazoa; Arthropoda; Insecta; Blattodea; Termopsidae. The record is from RefSeq and is a predicted model, not a curated record. Gene Ontology annotation, biological process: tetrahydrofolate biosynthetic process; tetrahydrobiopterin biosynthetic process. Gene Ontology annotation, molecular function: zinc ion binding; GTP binding; GTP cyclohydrolase I activity.
GAACGAGAGGAGGGAAGCAGUUGGUCUCUCGCCGUCGAGCUGAGUGGUUCGUUUCCAGCUGCACGUGCAAGAAUACGGCAUGAACGGCACAGCUGACAGGCCUGCUGGAUCUCCUAGGAAGGCGCCCCCUGCUCAACUACGGUCCGUGUCGUGGAACGAGGACGUCGGAGACAGUGAACUCGACGUGCCUGGAACACCCCGUACCCCACGCACCUCCACCACCCCAGGCCACGAGAAAUGCACGUUCCACCACGACCUGGAGCUGGACCACCGACCGCCCACCAGAGAGGCUCUUCUGCCAGACAUGUCUCGCGCCUAUCGCCUGUUGCUUUCGUCUCUCGGCGAGAACCCGGACCGGCAGGGACUCCUCAAAACGCCUGAGCGAGCUGCAAAGGCCAUGCUCUUCUUCACCAAAGGGUACGACCAAAGUCUCGAAGAGGUUCUGAACGAUGCUGUGUUUGAUGAGGACCACGACGAGAUGGUAGUGGUGAAGGACAUCGAGAUGUUCUCUAUGUGUGAGCACCAUCUCGUCCCUUUCUACGGGAAAGUUUCCAUCGGCUACUUGCCCACAAAGAAGAUACUGGGUCUCAGUAAGCUGGCCAGAAUUGUGGAGAUUUUCAGCAGAAGACUGCAAGUCCAAGAGCGUCUCACCAAACAGAUUGCCAUCGCAGUCACCAAGGCCGUUCAACCAGCAGGUGUCGCUGUAGUGGUUGAGGGAGUGCACAUGUGCAUGGUGAUGCGAGGAGUUCAGAAGAUUAACAGCAAGACUGUAACUUCCACCAUGUUAGGUGUCUUCAGGGAUGAUCCCAAGACACGUGAAGAGUUCCUGAAUCUGGUCCAUUCCAAGUAGUUUUCAUUCUACACCCUUCAGCCACCACCAAUACUCAUUGAGCCACAAAGUGUGAGGAAUCAGAACACACACUCAGAGGAAAAACUGGGAAAUAGCUUUUCUUAUCCAACAAAACAGCCCAUUAUUGCCUAAUAAUUUGUCAUGUUUGCUGUAUGAAGUUGGACAAGAAAGAAACCAAAUCUUCUCACCCUUUUCUCAAAGACACAAAUCUGUUCAAUUUUUUUAAUAUAUAUUACAUUUCUUUGGCACUGAAUGUGGCAUUUGCUCUAGAAAUGUCACUGCUUAAGAAAAUUAUUACAUCUUACAUGUGGUAUGGAAUUUUUAUGAAAUUUCUACCUUGCCCAUUAAGGUUUCAGAAAAAAAACUCUAGAAAUAUCAAAACAUACUGAUCACCAUUUUCCUCUGAAACAAAUACAAGUGUUGAUCAAGGGUGAUACAGAUUUGUUUUUCGUUGUGUGUUCAAAAGCGAAAUAGUAUAUCCUCACAGAGCCACUACCCCAGUGUCUGCCCUCUUCUAAGACAUCUGCAUUCAAGAGUAUGAGAAACAUACUAGAAGUUCCAUUAAAAUAAUCAUAUAUUUAUUGACCAGAUUUUAUUUGAAGUUUAAAAACUGUAUAAAAUUUAGAGAAACAUUUUGUAAAGGUAAAUUUUUAAUCCGGAUAUGUAAAUUGGAUAUAAUCAUGCAGGUAAUUUGUAGUUACUACAAAUGACAAACAAAGCGAUAUUGAACACUAAAAAUAAUUUAUUAUGUACGGUAUUAUAAUAAAUAUAUCAUAUAACAUACAUCAGAAUCAUUUUAUGUUUUAUAUUUCAUAUACUGUUUAAAAAAUGCUGUUGACAAUGGACCACAGAAAAAUUAAUGAAUGGUAUUAUGAUAUAGAUUAUUACAUUAAUUCAGUCCACAUCAAGCAUUAUUUUAAACCAUUUGAUGACAGGCAUCAUAUAUCCUUAUUAAAACAACAUUCACACAUAAUUAUUGCAGUAAUGUUUUUAUCUCAAAAAAUACAAUCCGUACAAAAUGAAAAGUAGUCCAAACAUAGUUAUCUUCACUGUGAUGGAAGGGAUGAGAUAAAUAUUUCCCCUCUACUUGGGUCUUGUAAAUAUUAUAUUUAUACUUUAUUUCCAGAACAUAUUUUGGUGCUUAAAAAUUAUAUCCAAGAACAAAUCAUGAGCCUGGAAUGUUGUGUACCAGCUCUGAUUAUGUGUUCACACAUUCGUUUCCACGCACAGACUAGGAAUAAACAGUGAUGUCAUCUUCAGAUUUUUUAAAAUUAUUAUUCUUCACAGCUACUAAAGAGAAUGAAGGAUAUUUCUUCCUUCAUUCCAGACCAUCUUUCGUAUUGUGUGAUGUAUAAUUUACUACAACGAUGUUCAUAUGCUUCUGAGGUUUGCGUUACAUGUUCAGUAGUUAGUGUCCAGGUAACAGAGAUUGUUAUUUUAUAAACUGUGCUCUUUAAUGUCAAAACACUAUUAGUUAGUAUUACAAGAUUACUGAUUCUGUUUGCAUUAUAAUUUUUAUUUUUAUGAUGAGAGUUUAUAAAAUACUUUUUCCUUAUUGUUAGUGCCCCAUAUCCUUUUGGCAACUGAAAGUGUUUUAAUCAAGUGUAAUUUAUGAAAUUUAACAAAGACUUGAAGUUAGCAGCAGAUCAGUUGUUGGUGAGGCACUAUGCAUCCAUUUUUCUAAAGGUAAUGCAAAUGGAUAUUAAAUGUACAAUUGUAAUAUGGAUGAGUAUAUGAUUCCUCUUGGUAUUUGCCAUUUAGUAAUCUAAGUACUUUGCCUUCUUCAACAGUUAGUGAAUAAUUGAUCACUGACAUUUAUCUCUACAUCGUUUUAGGUAUGAGAUAAAAUUUGAUAAUCGAGACAUGUCGCGACUUCAGCUUGAAUCGCCGCUAAUUAUAACACUUUUAUGCAUCAGUAGGCUUACAAUGAUGUAAAGAGUGAUGUCUUCAGAGUCAACAAUAAAUUACCAAAAUCAUUAAACAAGUAUCCUCAUGUUGUUGAAAAUAAUCACUCAGUGAGGUUAUGUCAUAAUUUACAUUUCUAUAAUGAAUGGCUAUCAAAUGCAAGAUUUUGCAUAUUAUCCACAUUAGUAGCAAGUUAUUGGCAUGUUUUCUCAUGAAAAGAAGGAAAAAUGGAUGCAAAAAGUUUCACUGUUUAAGUUGUAAAAAAAGAGUUUUAAAAUAAUGGUUUCUUCUCUGGCUACCAGCUGUGUAAAAACCAAUAAUACGGAACUGGGUGAGGUAUACACAGAGCAUGGACAGGACCUCCUACAACUUCUGUACCCUGAAGACGAGGACGAAGGUGGUUUUUGAAACGUUGGUGUUUUCUCCAUUAAACCACCUUACACAGCCGAUAGCCUAAGAAGAAUUUAUUAUAGUAAGUUGCCGUGAAAGCUUCAGAUCAUAUGAGUUUUUAAAAACCUUUCAUCUGCCAAUUUAUCAAGUAUAAAAUCUAGAAUGCUAAAAUUAACUCAGUCAUUGGUUUAUAUUGUGUAAUUUGUUUGAAAGAAUGAAUAUAAUUGUCAUUCUGAUUCAUAUCCUCAAUUUCUGAAUUGUGUGAUUAAUUCUAAUCAAGAGGACCAAUGAUAUUUACAAUUAUGUAUUAUAUAAAGAAAUGGUUCUUAUGAACCAUGGAUAUGUUUACAACACCACAACUUAUUUUGUUAUGAUGUAUAAAUAAAUGAAAUAUAUAUAUAUCUUUUA